AUGGGCGUCUUUGCCCGGGAUCCUCCUCCAGCUGGCAGAGGCGGUGCACCUUCCUCCUCAUCCACCAUUCAAUCACAAUCUUUGCCCACCGACUUCUCGCCUGCAAACCAUCUCCCUUCAGCCUCAUCGACAAUACCCACCGAUCAACCACCAUCUGAUCCGGUCAUACCAGAUGACGAGGCUGCCCAGGACGACGACGACCAGGGUACCGUCGAUGAGGAAGCAGGCGUCAUUCGCUGCAUCUGUGGAUGCGACGACGACGACGGCUUCACCAUCCAGUGUGACAGGUGUCUCGUUUGGCAACAUUGCGCCUGCUUCGGCAUGUCGCAGGCCUCCGUGCCCGACGAGUACCUCUGCGAGCAGUGCGAACCACGUCCCGUUGAUGUCGCCUUUGCUCAAGCGCAUCAGCAGAAGCGCAAGAACAAUGAAGCUCGCAAGGCGCUCAUGGAUCGCAACCUCAAGCGUCAGCAACAAGCCCUCGCAUCUGCUACCACAUACAGCCAAUCUCAUCUAUCCCACGAUACAGUUUCGUCGCCCACAUCCGCUGCGCUUCCACUUCCUACCCAAGAGCCGGUGCCGACACAUCAACAGAGCAUCAACCACGCUCCAUCACCUGCCGCUGCCGCCCGCGCGCGAAAGCCCAGCCAGGCUCUCGACCUCACCAACACGCAGUUCGUCGUGCCAGACAUUCCUGCCAGCGCAGGCACAGUACAGAGGGGGGCCAAACAGCGCAAAGGCCACAAAGGCUCUCGCAGAGGCUAUGACACGCCGUCGGCCGUUUCGACGCCUAUUCGCGGCGUUUAUACUCCUGGCAGCUCACACGAUCGCGCAGACGACCCGUUCGACCUCGCGGAUCAGCUCGAAGCUUGGCAUAUCGAGUUCACUCCGAUAAGCAAAAAUGUCGUUGCAGAUCCCUCCGUGCUCGAAAGCCUCGCGCUUGCCAUGCUCGAUUGGGAGGACGGCAGUCCGCUGAAAGCUGUGCCGGGCCCAGCAGGUCGCGUCCUUGCCCCAACCGCACCCAGAUCCUCCACCAGCGCCAAACUCUCGCAUCUCGAAUCACUCGCUCCCUCCUCAUCGACAUCAUCGCCUUCCUCUUCGUCACCACGCGCGCCUGCCUCUCCUGCGCCUGAAUCAGAACCCAUCGGUAUCGCCGCCGUUGGUCAGGAAUGCGUCCCUGUCGAGCUUUCUGGCCCCUGCUUGGCUGAUCUCGCCUGCAGGACGUACGUGAGGCAUAUCUCCGAGUCUGCAUCUGCGGGCGUCUUUAGCAAUCUUCUCUACGUCAACAACUCAGCAGACGAGCCGCAGCGAUCCUGGUCCGCUUCACGCGCCUUCUCGAGACCAGUCAUGCACGGCCUCUUUGCCGACUCCUCCAUCCCUGCGGGUGCAUUCAUCUCUGAGCUACGUGGCGAGCUGUACAGCGCCGACACAUACCGCAACGAUCCCAUCAACCAGUAUGCCGCUCUGGGUGCCACCAAGCCUCACGUUCAUCUUCUCCCACCACCUCUCAACCUCGCCAUCGACGCUCGCAGGUUUGGAAAUGAGGCUCGUUUCGCUCGCUACAGCUGCCAUCCCAACGCUGUGCUUCGCCCCAUCCUCUUCUAUCCCAACGGACAACCUCCUGGCCGCUCUCGCACCGCCUCUAGAGCCCAGUCGCCCGCUUCAGCCCUCGCCUCGUCCGCGAGAAACAACCGAUACGCCGACACCCCGCCUGCCGAGUUUCGAUCCGACGAGCCGCAGCUUCUCUUUGGUCUCUUUGCGCUCACCGACAUUACUCGUACCCACGAGAUCACCGUCGGAUGGGAGUGGGACGAUGCCCACAUCGUCCACUUCCUGCCCGAACUAGUUCAGAAUCCGUAUCUCGAGCCGCAUGGCGACGACGUCGAUGCCGAUCAGCACACAGCUCACAUGGUCGCUCUCGCCGAGAAGGGCGAGUUCCCCUACGCCGACACCGAGUUCUCGGUCAAGAUGAGCACCGUGGCUGCGGCGCUGCUCGGCUCCGUACUUUGCGCGUGUAUAGGCUCUGCUGCUCCGCCUGGAGGCGGCGGAGGUGCCAGCGCCAACAACGGCCGCAAGCAGGACUGCGCCGUCGCUCAGAUGCUCAGGGUCGGCAACGGUAUGUCGCUCCUCAACGUCACCAUGCCAGGCAAAACCAAUCGUCGAGCCAAGCUUCCGGACUUUUCGCCACUGGUUGGGGUUCGCAGACAUUGGAGACCAAUCAGCUUGCCGCCGACACCGGACACGUCGAUUAAGGACGCCGCUUCACCGGUAGAUCAGGCCCUGCUCGCCGCUCUCGCAGCCGAAGGCGAGUCUCGCACGAUCAAGUCGCUCGACGAAGCCGCCAUCCAGGCCGAGGCCGGAUGUGGGGGCAACGAAGCAGUUGGCAGCCGCCGCAAAGGUCGGAAGGCCGGCAGAUCCAAGCAACGACGCAUCAGUAUGGCUGGCGAUGACCACAGAUCCGAUUCGGCCGCCUCUGAUCUGGACGACCACGCCGAUGAUACGCGCUCUAUUGCCUCCUCGCUCACCGAUCCCCUUUCCGGCUUGAGCGACAACGAAUUGCUAAGCGACGAUGACGAUCAAGACCUCAUCGAUGCCGUACGUGCGGUUGAUGGCCUUCAGCCGCGUCGACGAUCUGCCAAAGGCGGUGACGCUGUGGAUGCCGAGUUGUCCGGUCUGUUCCUGCUACCUCCCAAGAAACGCUCGAUGCGUACUCGCAUCAAGGCGGUCAUGGCGCCUUCCGACGACGAUGAGGCUUUCGACGGCGAUUUAAAAGGCAGAGAGGACGACAGUAUCCAGGGCAAAGCACUCAAGGGCAGGCGAUCUGCAGACAGCGUGUCCAAGUCCAAGUCAGUUUCGAAGCGCAAGAGCAAGCUCGACGCCGGACGUGCUCCGAUCGACUUUUCCUCGGACGAAGACGAGCAACUCGACGCCGCUUCCGCAAAUACCCCUGCAAAGAGGCGCAGGAAGGCGGGCAAUGUCGUGGCUCCGAGCUCGCCGCUCUCUUCUCUUCCGUCUCCUAAUUCGGCCGAUUCGACGACGAGUCCGCCUCCUGCUACCUCUCGCGAAUCGAUCAAGCGUCGUCUUGAGAGCGAAAGGCGCAUGUCGGACGUCGAGCUCGCCAAAAAGAAGCGGGCCGCCAAACGUGGCGCGGGUCGCAACAAUGAAUCGUCCAAGUCUCGUCCCAAAGAAUCGUCUUCAAAGCGGCGCAAGAGAGAGGAGGCGCGUAUUCAUCGCAACGCGAUCCUCGAUCUUGGCGAUACAGAAUCCAGCGAGGAAGGCCUCUCGGAAGACGUGUCCGAGGACGACAAGCAGCGUCCCGAUGACGACGAUGGAGAUACUACUAUGGCCGACGUCGAGAGCCGUGCAUCUACGCCGCGCGCAUCAAAGAAGGACUCUGAUUCCCGAACCAGAGAUGCGGCACCUCCUCGUGGUGACGCUCAGCUCGCCACCGAUGCCCUCCUGCGCAAGACAAGCAAGCAGGACAAGCCGGCAAUCCUCCCUGCCUCAGAAGAUCGCAAGCCCGUGCAGAAGGACAAUGUUGCAAAGACAAAAAAGGUGCGACGCAUCUUGUCCGACUCGGAAGCAUCCAGUGACGAAAAGGAGAUCCAAACCGCUGCAUCGACGCCCAAGGUGGCAGAAGAGGACCCAUCUCGGCUGGACAUGGCAGAGCAGCCAGCCAAAAGCGUGCCAAUGGACACGGAAGCGGCUGCCAAACCCAAUAUUGAGGAAGACGCGGCGUCUGCCGAGACCACAGCGGCCAGUCUGACGCCUGCACCUGUCCCAGAGGUCAAAAAGGAAGAGCCAAGAGUCAAGCUGUCUCUGGCCGAGUACAAGCGUCGACUCGCCGAACGCCGCGUGUCGGGGCAACAGAAUGCCUCGUCAUCGGCAACUCCGCUCACACCGACUAGUGCCACGCCAACUUCGGAGGUGGGCCCAUCGCCCUCGCCAGCACUUGAGAAGAGCGAACCCGUGCUCGUUCUCCCUACUCGGUCAUCUGAGCCAAGUUUGACCGCGGUGGCAGCUGAGACUGUCUCCACUCCGACUAGCUUGGCGCCGCCGUCGGUGACCAACGCGGCGGAUGCUGCCGAGACGAGCAAGGCAUCCGCAUCCGUGUCCCGAGGCAUGCUCUUCACGUCCAUCUCGGCACCCACUGCCAUCCGCUCGGUCGAGAUUCCAAAGUCGCCGUCUCCAGAACCUGCCACCACUCCGUCUUUCCAACACGGUUCCGCACCGUCAAGUCAAGCCAAAGACACUGUUGUGGCGCUCACUCAAGGGUCAGACACGGGGGCUCGUGUCGAGUCUGGUGCUACCACCAGCCUGGCUGGGCCGGCUUCGUCACCCGCGUCCAAUACUAGCGCACUGCCCGCUGUCGGGUCCAGCACUGACUCGUCAGCGUUGCUGAUGCGUCUGGAGACACGGCACAACCGAGCUGCAUCCGUUGCUUCUGCCGGCGACAAAGACACUCAGCAUACGGGCAUCCCUAGCAGUGGAUCUGCUGGGGCAGACGCAGACGGUUUCGUCCGGCCCCUUACAUUUAGCGCAAGUCAGGCGACCACUCCCACUGCAGCUACUUUUGGAUCGUCAGCGCCGCUGCGGUCUCCUUCACUUGGACCUACGCGUGGGGCACAUGCACAGUCAGGCGGCCGACUCCCACCUUCCCCCUCUGGCUCGUCGAACUUCAAUCCCCCCAAGGCGCCUCGUGCAUUCAUGAGUCCUCCAGGCAACAAUCUGCCGCCGUCUUCCAUGAUGCCCGCAUCCUCCACUGUUGCCAGCUCUACCAGCACUACGGCACCGUCGCCGACGUCAGCGUCGGCACCGGGUCCCGGUCCGGGUUUGGGUUCGGGUCCGGCUGCAGCAACACUGUCUACGUCGUCUGCUGUCACUUCUACCCCAGCACGCGUUGGACAUACAGGUGCGGCCGCUGGAAUCGGCAACACGCCUUCCACUGGCAGCUCCGCUGGGUCAGCAGCGGCUCCACGCUAUCCCGCUCACGGUCUCACUUCGCCUACGCCGAUCUCCACCGCGUUGCCUGCCAACGCGUCUGGCGGCUACGCGUCGCGCAACUAUGCCGGUGUGCCGAAAGGCCCAGCCAGCAUGCGCGACACUGACCCGCGCGCAGAGGCGUGGGCAGAGGCACGAGAGGCGCGCGAAGUUCGCGAGGCACGCGGGGACUAUCCGCCGCGUCACUACGAAGCGACGCGAGAAGGCGCAGGGCGUGACAUGGGUUGGGGCGAGCGAUCGCGUGAUCCCUCUGGUGGUAUGGGUGAACGUGAAGGUGUCAGAGGUGGGUGGGGACGCGAACGUCGGGAUCUCGCUCAUUCGCGGCCGGGCUAUCGCAGGGACGAUCCAAACUAUGGACGUGACGAUCUGGGUUCGGGAGGCGGUGAGAUUGGCGGCGGCGGCGGCGACCACCCGCACUACGCUCCCUAUCGUCGUCCCUCUGCGACCGAAUAUGACGACGCUGUACGAGGAGGCGGAGCAGGUGGAGCACCGGUGUCGCCGUACGACCGACCAUCCGACCCGUACAACCGAGGAAUCGGCAUCCGCGGUCGAAGCCUCGGUCUCGGGGGGCCCGCCCCCAGCGGUCCUGGAAUGAACAGCGCCGCGCUCCCCCCGCCUGCAGGCCCACCGCGGGACACCGCGCGCGGCGAGUACAGAGACUACGACGACGUCGGCGGUGGCCCGGGCAGCGGCACCCAGGGCCACGCGCACCCGCGCGGCGGGUUCAGAAGCGGCGCCGGGUGGGGCGGUAGAGGCAGACCCCGUGGCAGAGGUCAUCCGGACGCAGGGAGGGGAAGAGGCGGCUGGAUGAGGUGA
This is a messenger RNA of Pseudozyma hubeiensis SY62, 5814 nucleotides long. RefSeq lists its product as hypothetical. NCBI's taxonomy places the organism in Eukaryota, Fungi, Basidiomycota, Ustilaginomycetes, Ustilaginales, Ustilaginaceae. Bases 1 to 5814 code for a protein of 1937 amino acids. Gene Ontology annotation, molecular function: protein binding. The record is from RefSeq and is a predicted model, not a curated record. The transcript has a single exon.